ACCAAAGAUAAAAAUGUCCAUAUACAAUGCCUUGAAGAAGGGUUAUUUGAGGCCAGGAACCAGCUUGGUUUUGCUAGAAGCACAGGCAGCUACAGGGUUCAUUGUUGAUCCCAUCAACAACUUGAAACUGUCAGUGGAUGAAGCGGUAGAACAGAAAGUAGUGGGAUGGGAUUACAAAGACAAACUCCUUUCAGCGGAGCGAGCUGUCACUGGGUACACUGAUCCGUACUCUAAAGAAACACUCUCACUCUUCCAGGCUAUGAAGAAGGGCCUCAUCUUGAAAGACCACGGCAUCCGCCUCCUGGAAGCUCAAAUCGCCACAGGGGGCAUCAUCGAUCCGCAAGCCAGCCAUCGUCUUCCAGUGGAAGUGGCCUACAGCAGAGGACUGUUUGAUGAGGAAAUGAACCAAAUAUUGGCCGACCCCAGUGAUGACACCAAGGGCUUUUUUGAUCCAAACACUGAAGAGAACCUCACAUAUUUAGAUCUCAAGCAGCGCUGCAUCAUUGACCCUGACACAGGUCUAUGCUUGCUAUCUCUGAAGGAAAAACGAACCAAGUUUGGGAACAUCAGUUCAGGUGAUGUUCCAAAAAUAGUUGAAUCAAAGACUGUUCAGAGUGCUCAUAUUGGAACAUCGUCCCAAACUACAACAAUUACAACGAUCACUACGACCACACUUACAGAAGUAGAAAUUUGGAACAAACUUCAAAAUUCAUAUAUUGAAAUAUCCUUUGGGAAGUUCUCUGGAAAGAAGCUGUCACUAAAAGAGUUAUUUGAAACAGAUCUCAUUGAUGAAACCACGAAAAAGCAACUACUAGACGACUUUAGAUCUGGCAAAAUUUCAUUUGAGAAACUAAUGAUCAUAAUUACUGAAAUAAUUGAGCGACAGAAGCAAAGUGAAAAGAGUAGAAGCAUUUCUACAACAAUUACAACGACCACUACGACCACACUUACAGAAGUAGAAAUUUGGAACAAACUUCAAAAUUCAUAUGUUGAAAUAUCCUUCGGGAAGUUCUCUGGAAAGAAGAUGUCACUAAAAGAGUUAUUUGAAACAGAUCUCAUUGAUGAAGCCACGAAAAAGCAACUACUAGACGACUUUAGAUCUGGAAAAAUUUCAUUUGAGAAACUAAUGAUCAUAAUUACUGAAAUAAUUGAACGACAGAAGCAAAGUGAAAAGAGUAGAAGCAUUUCAUUUAAGGGGCUGCGAAAGCCAGUGUCUGUAGAAGAACUGGUCAAAUCAAAACUCUUGGACAGUCAAACGGUACAGCAGUUGAUGCAAGGUCUAAAAUCACAGGAAGAAGUUAGGCGUUCGAUACAAAACUACCUUGGGGGAUCGACUGCUAUUGCCGGAGUUUACAUUGAAGCAGCAAAGGAAAAAAUGUCCAUAUACAAUGCCUUGAAGAAAGGAUUUUUGAGGCCAGGAACCAGUUUGGUUUUGCUGGAAGCGCAGGCAGCUACAGGAUUCAUUGUUGAUCCCAUCAACAACCUGAAGCUGUCAGUGGAUGAGGCCGUGGAACAGAAUGUAGUAGGAUGGGAUUACAAAGACAAACUCCUUUCAGCAGAGCGAGCUGUCACUGGGUACACAGAUCCAUACUCUAAAGAAACAAUCUCACUCUUCCAAGCUAUGAAGAAGGGCCUCAUCUUGAAAGACCACGGCAUUCGCCUACUGGAAGCUCAAAUCGCCACAGGCGGCAUCAUCGACCCAGAGGCCAGCCAUCGUCUUCCAGUGGAAGUGGCCUACAGCCGAGGACUGUUUGAUGAGGAGAUGAACCAAAUAUUGUCCGACCCCAGUGAUGACACUAAAGGUUUCUUUGAUCCAAACACUCAAGAGAACCUCACGUAUUUAGACCUCAAGAAUCGCUGCAUCACCGACCCUGACACAGGUCUAUGCUUGCUUCCUAUUAAAGAGUUUAAUGGAGUUAACCCCAAAGAUUCGAAAACAUCGAAAGAAAUGAUCAUCCAGAAGACAGAAACUGUGGAAAAAUAUGCUGGUGGCUCUUCCUCGGAGAACGAUCCAUUUUUGGUGGAGUCUUCCGUAAGUUCUAAUGAGGAAAGAUUCAUCAUCAUAGAAUCUCAGGUCCUAGAUAUACUUUACAAUGAAAAAAUAAACAUGACUUUUGGAAGAUUUGCCGGUAAAAAUGUUUCUCUGAAAGACAUAUUUGACAGUGAUUUUAUAGACGCAGAAACGAGAGAGAAACUCAUUGAUGAUUACAAAUCUGGUAAAAUAUCACUUGCGGAUGUGGUUGCUAUUGUGACUAAGAUUAUUGAAGCCAAGGAACGGACCGAGGCAAAGAAGAACCUUUGGUGCCGAGGUUUCCGCCGUCAAGUUAGCGUCGCACAACUUGUCGAGUCACAGGUAUUAGACGAUGAAGUUGCAAAUCAGUUGGCCGAUGGACGAACGUCUAUCCAAGAAGUUACCCGGCUGGUAAAGAGGUACCUUGAAGGCACUAGCAGCAUUGCAGGACUUUACCUGGAGAAACCAAAGAGAAGGUGUCAGGUCAGUAACGCCAUCCAGAGAAGAAUGCUCAAGCCGGAGAGCGGCAUGGCCUUACUGGAAGCACAGGCGGCGACUGGGUUCAUUAUCAACCCUGUAAGCAAUGAAAAGCUCACGGUCCAUGAGGCUGUCGAAAAAGGUGUUGUCCAAAAGGAAUCGCGUGAUCAGCUUCUCGCAGCGGAGUGUGCCGUUACCGGUUACAAGGACCCCCACUCGGGGGGCGUCCUGUCACUGUUCCAAGCCAUGAAGAAAGGCGUUGUGCCAAAAGACCACGGAAUUCAUCUGCUUGAGGCUCAGAUCGCCACAGGUGGCAUCAUCGAUCCGCAGGCAAGCCAUCGCCUGCCAACGAAUGUUGCCUACAGCCGAGGGCUGUUUGACGAGGAGAUGAACAAAACUUUGGUUGAAGGAAAAGAAUUCACCAAGGGCUUCUUUGAUCCAAACACUGGAGAGAAGGUCACUUACCUGGACUUAAUGAAACGCUGCAUCACCGACCCCGACACGGGGUUUUACCUCUUUGUGCUGAGACAGAGCAAGCAAACGUCCACGGUCGUACAGAAACGCAAAAUCAUUAUUGAUCCUGACGUCGGCAAGGAGAUGAGUGUCUACGAGGCGUAUGAGAAAGGCCUCUUGGGCAAAGAGCAGUACCUCAAGCUUUCAGCAGACGAAUGUGCAUGGGAGGAGAGGAAGGUGACGCUUCCAGACGGCACCACCUACUCUACGUUGGUCGACAAGAAAUCGGGGAAAUGCUAUGACGUUUCGAAAGCACUGGCCGAGGAUAAAAUCAAGGGCGAGUUGGUGCAGAAGUACAACUCUGGCGCGAUUUCCAUCUUCGAGUUCGCGGACAAACUCUCCGCUGCGUUAAAUGCUCAGUAGGAUUUGGUCAAAGUGGCCCAUGGGGGACUGAGAAAACAAAACCAAUACAAAGAUGCAAACAACAAAGGAGCGAUCGCAUUCAGCGGGUAUGACACACAGUCAGUGCAUAGGAGGACACUUUCCCCACUUUCUGUCAAAUUUAGCAUUUGCACUCUACGAAGACAAAUUAUUUGGUCCACUCAUGGUACACAUUCUGUAUGUAUAAACAUUAAGUAGAAGAAUAAAAGGAUUUAGAACUUGAGGCUGGUAUUGCCCUGUGGGUAAAACUAUUCAACCUAAGGGCUAUUUUUUUUGGUGGAGAGACCAGGGGUCCAUAUUUGAAAUUUGGGGUUUUUGGAUUUACUGUAUCUGGUUAUAAGCAUAUAAUGGUUGGUUUUUUAUUAGCCAUUCUAGAACAUUAGAAUAUACCGUAUCACUUGCUCGUUCAAAUGGUUUAUCCGCAUUAGAUGAUAAGUAUGCUUACUUAGAUUUUAGAAUGUUUUCAAUCAGCUGUCAAUUUACAAUUGAGGCUGCAAUGUUUUUACGUCACAUUCGUGUUUUAUCGUGUGGCUUCAGAUGUUUUUUAAAUGUUCCGUUUAUAAACAGUAGAUCAGAAAGCCACGGAAGGUGUAUUGAUACUAGCACCUGGUGUCAGGAUUCAGGGUUUAGAUGUAAUGCUCUAUUUUAUCUUUCCAUGUGGGGCUAUGUUUCGUAUAUUUUUCAAAACGUGGAUUUUAAUAAAGAAUAACAAAAAAAUUAA
Molecule: messenger RNA, 4103 nt
Organism: Lethenteron reissneri (Far Eastern brook lamprey)
Lineage: Eukaryota; Metazoa; Chordata; Hyperoartia; Petromyzontiformes; Petromyzontidae
Product: epiplakin-like
Biological process (GO): hemidesmosome assembly; intermediate filament cytoskeleton organization; wound healing
Cellular component (GO): sarcolemma; perinuclear region of cytoplasm; cytoplasm
Molecular function (GO): structural constituent of cytoskeleton; ankyrin binding; cadherin binding
Source: RefSeq, a predicted model, not a curated record